Messenger RNA from Electrophorus electricus (electric eel), 500 nucleotides. It is a transcript of the gene baalca, whose product is annotated as BAALC binder of MAP3K1 and KLF4 a. The record is from RefSeq and is a predicted model, not a curated record. Lineage: Eukaryota; Metazoa; Chordata; Actinopteri; Gymnotiformes; Gymnotidae. Gene Ontology annotation, cellular component: cytoplasm.
AACAUCUUAAAGAGCUUCUGCGUAAAUCUUUCGCCCAACGCAGUGCGCAGUGUUGGGUGAAAUGAAAACGGUGGAUUUCAUCACCACGUGCAACAUUUCGAAGGUUCAUCCUUGCAUGGUGUUCCUGUAAAAACAAGGUCGUUUAGGAUGCGUAUGGUGAUCUUCAUGGGGUGCGGUGGAAGCAGGGCUGACGCCGUCGAUCCCCGCUGGCAGGAGAGCUGGACGGGAGAGACCGAAUCGACGUGGCUCACGACCACCGAUACGGAGCCAACGCAGGUGGCCAGUGGCAGUGCCGACCACCCCAGAGCCAGCGCUGGAAAGAAGGGAAACACUGCGGCGUGCACAGGUCUCGAUGUGUCCAUGUGUAAAGGCGAAGACAACCGAACCUCAGCGAGCAAAGGCUGUUCUAGUAAGGAAAGGAAGUUGUGACGCAGGCACGCAGUGUGGAAGACAGACCCUCCACUGCGCGACCUCCGGUAACGACCUGCAGAGACCGACGC